CUUGGGGGACUACGGCUCCCAAGGUGCACCGGGUGCGCACGCGCGGGCUCAUUUCCAACUCCCCCGCCCCUCUCCCCGUCUGUGAUAAACAGUGCCGCCGAGGCGCCUGCUCUCGUGGCGGAGCGCUCAGUUCCGAGCAAGAAUCGGCGGCGAGCGGGAGGGCCCUCAGGGCGGGCGGUACCACCGAGAGAUCGAGAUCGAGGCGCGGGCAAAGCCGCCGCUCGGGCCGCGCCACCUUCGGGCGAGGACCUGGGAGAUCGCCGCGCGGGUCCGAUCGCCGGCGGGUGAUGUGGCGGCGCUGAGGGCGGCCGGAGACCCGGAGCGUCGCCAUCAUGGCGGAGAGCCCCUCAGCGGCGGAGUCUCCCUCGGUGGCGGCGGCUUUGGACCCGGAGUUCCCCCCUCAGAGCCGGCCGCGCUCUUGCACUUGGCCGCUGCCCCGGCCGGAGCUGGCGGCGGCCGACACGGAGCCCGGGGCAGCGCCCGGCAGCGGGCUGGGGAGCCCUGAGGAGCCGGCCGGGGUGGCGGCGGCCGGGGCAGCGGCGGCCGCGGCGCCGGGAGGCGGCGGCGGGUCCGGCGGAGCGCGGAAGAGCGGCGGCGGCGGCGGGUCCGGCGGCGGGGCGCGUCGCAACGCCUGGGGCAGCCAGUCUUACGCGGACCUCAUCAGCCAAGCCAUCGAGAGCGCCCCGGACAAGCGCCUGACGCUGGCGCAGAUCUACGAGUGGAUGGUCCGCUCCGUGCCUUACUUCCGCGACAAGGGCGACAGCAACAGCUCCGCCGGAUGGAAGAACUCCAUCCGACACAACCUCUCCCUGCAUAGCAAGUUCAUUAAAGUGCACAACGAGGCUACAGGGAAGAGCUCUUGGUGGAUGCUGAAUCCAGAAGGCGGCAAGAGUGGAAAGGCCCCACGGAGGAGAGCAGCCUCCAUGGACAACAGCAGCAAGCUGGUCAAGCCCAGAGGAAAAGCUCCCAGGAAGAAGGCAGUCAUGCCAGUGGCCCCGGAAUCUACUGCCGACAGCCCAGGCUCCCAGUACUCCAAGUGGCCUGGCAGCCCUUCUUCCAGAAGCAACGAGGACUCUGAUGUGUGGACCAGCAUCCGGCCUCGGACCAGCUCCAAUGCCAGCACCAUCAGUGCAAGGCUUUCCCCCAUCCUAACUGAGCCAGAUGACCUUGGAGACGAGGCGCUCCUUCCAUCCCUUGUCUACUCCAGCGCAUCUAGCAGUGUCCCACCCACAGUGACAGAGGAGCUGGAACUCAUUGACGGCCUGAAUCUGAUGUCAUCAAGCUCAUCCUUGCUGUCAACUCAGCAGCCUUCUCCAGGCGGUCUGGCACAGAGGAAUCCCAGUUUCUCCUUGCGAAGCCAGAGCUCAGCUGCUCAGGCAUCGUCAUUUGGCAGCUCCCUCUUCAACCCUGUUGAUAUCUCUCUGCACAGCUCUGCCAGCCACUUCUCUGGCCCACAGACCCUGGAAGCCCUCCUGACAUCCAACUCACCACCACCCAGUGAUGUGAUGAUGACACAGGUAGAUCCGAUCCUCCCGCAGAGCGGAGGCAGGUUGAACAGCCAGACUUUUCUGCUUCUGGGGGAGCAGUCCUCCAAAAACAGGAUGAGGCCAGUUAACCCAUUAAGAAAGCCUCCAGAGCAGCAGCUGGAGUCGGUUGGCACUGCUUCCUUGCCGACUGCAUUUUCAAUGGCAUCUCCUCAGAAUACAGUCAGCCUGUCAGCUUUGAAGGCACCAGGCUCCACACAGCCUGCCCAGGCGGUCCAGCUGGGCACCCAGCCAUUUCUGUCUGCAGCUACAUUUGCCCCCUGUGGAGGCAAUCAGGACAGAUUGCCCAAUGAUUUGGACGAUAUGUACAUGGAAAACCUUGAAUGUGAUGUGGAUUACAUAAUCAACACUGACCUCAUGGAUGGAGAAGGACUGGACUUCAAUUUUGAACCCAUUCCAUCUGCUCCCAGCUAUCCCAACACGUCACAGGCCUCCAACCAUACCUGGGUACCCAGUUAACUUCAGGAUUGACAAAGUGCCCUUCUGGUCCUGGAGUUAUUGCACUCCCAGAGGAGUCUGGAAUGCAAGGAGCACCUGGUGUCCGUCUUACUGUUCUGCAAACCAGCUGGAAGCAAGGGCGAAGCAAACGGCAACUGGAAGAGAGAGAGAUCCUGUUAAGUGCCACAUCUUUUCCUGAGCCUACUGUUAAGCCCUGCAAGCCCCAUCCAGGAGCCUGAGAAGAGGCCCAGGAAGUGCUCCACCCAUGGCCAAAGACACUUCCUGCCCUUCAUAAGCAUUCUCCGGAUUGAUGGAGUUUUGGCCUGGCCGCGAUAGGUCAGAGAGCUAUCUGAAGGGGGAGGGCAUUGAGCUGGCAUCACCCCUCCAGCUGAUCUCAGCCUCAACUCCCCUUUGACUUGACACCCUGUGGAUGGGGUGAGAAGAUGGUCUGUGAAUCAUGUGGCUGUCUGAGUUGAGAAGUCCCUCCCCUCUUGAGCACUUCCCUUGUUCCUUUUCUGAUGGGAGCAGGUGGUGGUGCUGGAGGAGGAGGAGGAGGCUGAGGGAAGUAAAGUUGCCCUGUUUGGGGUGGUGGUGGUGGGAAGCUGUAGAACUCAUUAUUGACUGUGCACCUGGCCUACAGGUGCCUUCUGGAAGUUAAGGCCCGGUCUGACCUUGUGAAACCCUCACCUAUGUGUUCUUGGGCAGCACUUCUCUGAAACAAUGGCUCCCCCAAAGCAGGCAAGCAGGUGCUAAAAGCUGUUGCUAAGAAACCAAAAUGUCUUCUCUUUGGGUUCGUUUCUGGGCUGUUUUGUGUUGCAGCUGAGAAAUGGAAAACCCAUAUCUGGCCUUAACCAGAGCCCUGAUCUGCAUUUUCCCUUUUUCUAGUCCAGAAGGGCAUUUUUCUACAGAUGAACUAUUUUGGAGGUUGCUUUUUCUUCUCCUCCCCCUGACAUGGGCAGAAGGCAGGGCUUUCUGUGGCAGCCUUCAAACUGUAUUAUUUGUGUCUCUGUAUUAUGAGUGCCUUUCCUUCCCUCAGAGAUGGCGCUACUGGCAGUAGCUGUUGCUUUUCAAAACUGCAUCAAGAACAAUGUGGCAACUCCUUGGGUGCAUUUGCUGGGGGGUGGGAAUGGGAAUGGGGAGAGAAGGGCACGGAAGCAGCUUUGUUCUUUGGAACUGGGGCAGGUGGUGGAGUUGCACGUUAUAGAUAAUUACCUGCAAAGCUAGCAGCAGAUUAAAUAGAAGCUUUUGUAAACCUUGGCGCGGGGUUGGGAAGAACUGUCUAUAUUUUAAUGCAGAAUCCUAUGACGCUAUUGGCUAAAAGUGCAGCCUGUUUUCUUGCAGCUUUACACCUUUUGAUACCAGACAAAACACUAAAGCACACAAGGCCCAGGGAUGGGUCUGAAGAUGGGAUUAUGGGACAGUUACCCUGCUGGGGGGAGGAUGGGGAGGGGUCCUCCUUUCAACCUUGUGCUUUUCAGUAGCUAAUUAUGAAUUGCCAGCAGGACAUGUUGGGGUCCUCUAAGCCUUAGAAUAGCUGGGUCACAGCUGCCACUGCGGGUGCCUUUUGAGCCCUUGCCCACUUUGUGCAGGGCCCUGGCAGAGCGGUGGCUGGCUCAGGCCCACCUCUGCUGAGCAACUGUGACGGCCUUGGGUGGGUUGCCUGCUGUGAGCUUUCGCUGUUAAGCUUGGGAGGCAGAACAAAUAAAAUAAUAUCUAGGAUUCUGAGGGUUGGGGGACCACUUUGUUGCCAUGAGAAAAGUACCUUGAGGAACCAGGGAAACUAGAGGAGAUCUGGUAGCUCCUUGGAUAGAUGGGAGAAUUAAGGGUGUCAGAAAUGGGGACCGUGGGUGGAUUCCUGUCUGGUAUGGGCCCGCUCAGGAAAGGGGCAAUAUUUGCAGGCUAUUCUUUCUGCCCUGGGCAUGUUAUGUUUGGAGUCUCACUUGAGCUACUGUAGGCGGGUCGGAGCAGGUGAGGCUUCAGCCCCCUGAAGCACUCUCAGGAAGGGCAAACAGCACAAGCCUUCUCUUCAGCCACUUACUUUCUAAAAAACUUUCCUCAGAGCCUUCCUUAGGUUAACAAAGGUCCUUUGUGGUUAGCACAGGGCAAAGGGUGUGUUCUGAAGCACAUGUGCAGAAUAUGUCAGCUAGGGAGGCAUGACUUGAGAAAGCACCCAGGCUCCCCCUGCUUGCAGCAGCAGCAGCCCUGGUCCUUGGUAGCACGCUCUUGCUGUUUCCUGCUGUGACCUCCAAGCGAGUCACACUAGGUGUUUGCAGGUUCAGCCCAGGCCCUGUCACCUCCCCUAGCUUAGAAUGGCGCUCCUGUCCUCUCCCAGCACCCAUGUAGAGCAGUUCCCUGAGAGCCAUUGCUGUAGUAGUAAGCCUACCUUUAAAAAUGAGGGAAGCCAGCAGAAUUGAGCAGCAAGUGCUACGCAGCGGCAGGAACUAACCUGCUUCUGAGCCAGGGUUGCUCAGGGAAGUCCCCUGCCUCACUUUGCAUGGCAGGCCUCAGCCAGGUUGGGCUCGGGGAAGAAGCACAAGUAACAUGAAGAACUACAUCCUCUAACUUAGAGUUGGUUAAUUGUGUAAGAACUGCCACUGCUCUGCUUCACUUCUAUGCCUAAGGUGGGCUACAUCAAAGCCUUAGGGCCGUUCACACUAAAAAAGGGGUCAGUUGGUGAUCUAAAGUACCCGAAGGAUGAACUGAUCUGCAUUAAGCAAUUGUGAGCAGCCUCCCAGAACCCCUUGCUUCUUGUUGCCUUUUCCUCCCCAGCUGCUCCAGAGGACUCUGAGUAGGAAGGUGGGGCUGGCUUUGGUGCCUCAGAAUAAUUAAAAAUGAAGGCAACAGAGUGUGGUGCAGUGGUAGAAUGCACUCCUCUUUGAUGAUCUUGGUCUCCUGCUAAGUUAGCUUGUCAAACAGUCGGCGGGGGAAGCUUUGGUGGUUUGGGAGGAGUAGGGUGGAAGCUACGUGUUGGAUAUUUGUGCGUCUCUCAGGGUGGGCUGCUGAGGCCUCUUCUCCCCAGAAGUAAUAUCUAGACACAGCAGGUGACCUUCGGCUGGCCUCUUUCCAGGACGGACCUGUGGACUCCAUGGGCAAAGAGGUCCAUGCUGUGUGCCUGUUCUCCUUGGACUGCUGCCCUGCUCUGGUACAGUUGAUGGCUUGGGGAGAAGCUGGUUCAAAACAGGCUUUUCUCUGUUUCUCCUGAGGAAGUGAUCCCUCAUGCUAAUGCUCUAUUUUGCUUUUGUCCCUUUUGUAACCCGCUUUGAGGUUUUUUUCUACAAUCAAGCGGUAUAUAAAUUUUAUGAAAUAAAUAAUAAAUAAAUUGUAGCAAUACAGUCUCUACCAGCGAUCCCCCCCAAACUGUGUGGAAUGUGCUGGAGGUCAAAACGUGACAAAUAAAUAUCUAUAAUCUCUAUUA
This is a messenger RNA of Podarcis muralis (Common wall lizard), 5397 nucleotides long. It is a transcript of the gene FOXO4, whose product is annotated as forkhead box O4. The record is from RefSeq and is a predicted model, not a curated record. Gene Ontology annotation, molecular function: DNA-binding transcription factor activity, RNA polymerase II-specific; RNA polymerase II cis-regulatory region sequence-specific DNA binding. Lineage: Eukaryota; Metazoa; Chordata; Lepidosauria; Squamata; Lacertidae. Gene Ontology annotation, cellular component: nucleus. Gene Ontology annotation, biological process: regulation of transcription by RNA polymerase II.